Hyaloscypha bicolor E is the source of this 2248-nucleotide messenger RNA. Its product is annotated as HET-domain-containing protein. Lineage: Eukaryota; Fungi; Ascomycota; Leotiomycetes; Helotiales; Hyaloscyphaceae. The transcript is spliced from 3 exons. The record is from RefSeq and is a predicted model, not a curated record. The coding region runs from base 233 to 2248 and encodes 671 amino acids.
GUUUACUUGGUUUACAUUGCAAGCACGUGACCCUAGCUUUAUUACUUAGCUAGUUCAACACAAAGGUGCCGCCGAUAUUUCUCAAUCCACAUUUAUUCGUUUGACAACAUUAGAUCAGUCUAUCACUACGUCCUGGCGAGAACAAGUUGCUUUAAUUCAUAUAGCCUUGAACUACGUCGUCCAAGGAUUUCAUCAAUACCCCAGCAAGAAGACAGGCUCGAUAAAGAGAGUUAUGUCGGCGGUCUGCGAUCACUGCGUUCAGAAUGUUCCUCUGGACCUCUUCCUCCCCCUCCGAGCCCUGGGUCGGUACAGUCGCGGCUUAGGCUGGUUCCUUGGCGUCGAGGUGUUCAAAGGUGAAAAUGCCGUUGCUGAACUCGAUGCGUCACGGCGCAAAGGGUGCCCUCUUUGCAAGAUUAUGUGGACUGCAUUAGAGGCAGCUGAGCCUAUCUGGGCGACAAACGACUUCAAAGGGACUGGCCAUAACAAGAUCCUCCAUGCACCAAGGCAGCAUCUGUCCAAGGAAAAGUACGAGCCCGGGAUUAAAGUAAUAGUAACGGUCGAAGGCGAGAUGAAGAUCACUGAUGGACGGAGGACGAGCGGUGUGUAUUGGGAACUGAAGAGCAAAGGGUAUGGCAAAGUCUUUGCUGCUAUUCGAGCGAGAGCGGCCUGCGACGAGAAUUUCGAUAUGAUAAAGGGCUGGCUGAGAGAGUGUACGGAGAGCCAUGAGCCGUGUUCGAAGCAUCAGGGCGGUGAGACAUUUCUGCCAACAAGACUCAUCGACAUCGGUCCUGGUCAUGACGCGGCGCCGCUUCAACCACGACUAGUCAUGUCGAGCUCUCUGGACCGGACGACUCCUUACUUCGUUUUGAGUUACUGUUGGGGUACCGACCGCGGCAAGACCGUCCACAAGACCACGCGAGACAAUCUACCAUUGCAUCUGGAGAACAUCGAAACUACUAACCUAAACAAAACAUAUAUCGAUACCAUGGAAGUUAUCCGGAAGCUAGGAUAUCGCUACAUAUGGAUCGAUGCUCUAUGCAUAAUCCAGGAUGACCGAUCAGAUUUCGAAGUCGAAUGCAGUCAGAUGAACCAAAUCUACUCGAGAGCAUACUGCACUAUAGUAGGUCCCGUCUUCCGCCGGGGAUGGUGCCUUCAGGAGCGGGAGAUGAGUCCUCGCGUGCUGCACUUCACCAAAUCGCGGAUACUCUGGGAGUGCCGAGAGAGUAACGCAUCGGAGGACGCACCAGAGAUGGUGUCGAAAGAGGCGCAAAAUCUCCAGCUGGGAUCACAUCUAUCGAGCGCUCGGCUAUUUGACGACCAAAGGACAACUGCGAAGUUGAAGACUAAAAGCGGCGUCAUCUACGAGGGGCCAAAGUGGGAGCGGCUGGCUGAGGCAUAUUCACAACGCAAGUUGUCCGUGGAGACCGACAAACUUCCGGCCAUAUCCGGUCUGGCGGCGGCUCUCGCGUUGCGACAGCCGGAUGAUACGUAUCUAGCAGGAAUAUGGAGAAGUGAUUUGCUUAAGGGUGUAUCAUGGAUUCCAACUAAGUGGGCGGAGAGACCUCCUGUAGAUUGUCCAGUGUCUGGUGCUUCUACGGACGCCAUGAUUUCAUCAAUGCAAGCUCUCUCUAUAACCAAGAACGAGUUAGAGCCGAGAACAGACGAUAUCUGGGCUCCCAAGCCCGUACAGCCUAGCAUACCGUCGUGGUCAUGGGCUGCACACAACGGACCGAUUCGCUUCUGCGGCGAGUCAUGGUACAGCGGCUCCUGGACUAAAACGAUUGGAGAUGAUGGCAAGGAAAAAUGGAUCAAGAGCAAGGCCGAGGUGGACAUCGUAUUUGCCUCUGUCAACCACAUAGGCGAAGACCCUUUCGGAUGCGUCUCAGGUGGAGAGCUCGUCCUCAGAGGAUGGGUGGCUGAUAUAGACCUAAGCGGAGACAGGUUUCACGAGGAAGUUGAGGCGACGGAUGUGUUCAACGCGAAGUGCUACAGCGGUCCUAGCGGCGCCUCCAUGGCGACUUACUUCGAUAGGGAUGCCGGAGAGUUACCCUUUCUUCGUGUCCUGCUACUACAACUAGGUACUGGGAAGAAUGCGCGCGGAACGAAUUCGAAUGGGGACUGUGGUUUGGUUUUAGUGAGCAGGGGGGGAAAUAGUACUGUGUAUCGCCGAGUAGGCAUGUUCGAUAUUACUGGAGACAAAGAAAUGUGGCACAGCUUGCGAAAGAAGGGAAGAGUUCGAAUUAUAUGA